Somion occarium is the source of this 1463-nucleotide messenger RNA. NCBI's taxonomy places the organism in Eukaryota, Fungi, Basidiomycota, Agaricomycetes, Polyporales, Cerrenaceae. The record is from the annotation of a GenBank genome assembly.
AAUGAGAGGCAGUGGGAUCUGGCUUCUAGCUCUGUUCAUACCCAUGGAUGGUGCUUUGCUCCGCCUCUCGUGCUUGUAAUUUCUCUCUCUGUAAUAUAUACCUUGCAGCCUCUCUGCCUACUCCACCACCUUACCUUGCUCCUCACGAUAACGACAUCCGACGUGUUUGCCUGAACACUAGACGCUGCUUUACGAUAUCAUGGCUUUUCUUCGAUUUGUAUCGUUAUUUUCUCUUUUAUGUUGUGUAUUCUACUGUUCUGGCUUUGAUGUGGUUCAUGACUACUCCGGAGCCAGCUUCUUCGACGAUUGGGAUUUCUUUGGAAAUUGGGAUAACCUGACAUUAGGAGACGUAUGGUGGUUGAAUGCCUCUGAUUCCUUUUCGCAGAAGUUGGCAUACGUCAACGACGCAGGACAUGCUGUCAUGAAGGUGGACAAUACUUCCAACGUCCCUUUCAACGAGAAACGCAAUACUGUUCGCAUUACUUCGAAAGAUUUCUAUAGUUUCGGUAGCCUCUGGGUUAUCGAUCUCCUUCACAUCCCCUACGGCUGCUCGGUCUGGCCAGCAUUCUGGACCAAGGGCUCACUAUGGCCAGACGAUGGAGAGAUCGAUAUCAUAGAAGCUAUCAACCUCAUGCCAAACAACCAAAUGGCAAUCCAUACCACUGCAGGCUGUCUCCAUGAUCCGCCGCCUGAUCAGACCGGUCGUAGCUUGGAGAGAGAUUGCGGUACCGGGUCAGGAUGUACCGUACAGGAGACUACUUCCAACAGUUUCAAUAGUGGAUUCGCUGCUGCUGGCGGAGGAGUUUGGGCUACACAGUUUGAUGUAUCCGGUGUCUAUAUUUGGUUUUGGAGUCGAUCAAACGUGCCAGCUUCAAUUUCACAAGCAACGUCUUCAUCGCCAUUAGACAUAUCUCAGUGGGGUCCUCCGUCCGCUAGCUAUCCAGCUGGUGCCAACUGCAACAUCACCAACUUCUUUACGGCCCAACAACUUGUCCUUGACAUCACACUAUGCGGUGACUGGGCGGGUGUUGAUUCUAUCUACAAUAACACAUGCGCUCACACUGGUCCUACGGGACUUUGCUACCCAGACAAUGUGGUCGGACCAGGAAGUCCAAAAUAUGACAACGCAUAUUUCGAGAUCUCGUAUGUUCGUGCGUAUACAACUGGCGCGUCAGGUCCAGCUCCUACCGACACACCGAGCGGAACAGUCGGGGGUGGUGGGAGCACUGUCACUCGGACGACUUCCCCGAAUAACAAUCCGAAUAUCUCUCCGCUCACACCGCCCGUUGUGGGCGAUACAUCCGAGGGGUCGAGAGGCCUAUUGCUGGGAUGUUCUUGGGCUGUGACUGUCCUGAUAAUGAUUGGAUCCAUACUGUACUGAUCAUCUGAUUGCUCGGACAAAUAUUUUGAUACCUCUGCUAUUUGUUAUGUAUAUUAAUACAUCUUUCUAGCCAUUCUGAAGC